GCCGAGUAUUUUUGCCGCGGAUGGACUUUGUGGACGCAAACGCGGCCGACUUCUUCGCGUCGCUCAAUUCGUUCGCCGAGCCCGAGCCGGCGCCGCCGGCGAAGAAGCAGAAGAUGGCGCCGUCGUAUGCUGCCCAGCCCAAGGUAGUGGCGACCACGCGGCAGACGGACCCGAAGGAGCUGGCGCUGCCAAUGGAAGACCGCAUCACGAACCUCCUCGUGCCCGACAUGAAGGUCAGCGACAUCAUCCAGCUCAUCAAGAAGAUGAAGCAAGCGGGCAAGAGCGACGCCGACGAAUUCUCGGAGCUCGAUGCCGAGCUCAACGCGGCGCCGCGCUUCGUCUGCGACGCAUGCGGAAAUGCGGAGCAAAACAACUUUAUCACAGACUAUGCGCGCGGCGACACCAUCUGCACGGGUCCCGAUGGCCGGGGCUGCGGCAACGUCGUCCAGGACCACAUUGUGCACGAAGGCAGUGCCUACCGUAAGUUUGAAGGCGAAGAAGACAAGUCGCACCACGGCCCCGCUCCCAACAAGCUCUUCUCGACGGGCCACAACCUGCGCACGAUGAUCUCGCAAGACGGCGAGCAGUCGGCCAACUUGCGCCGCGCCGCCGAAUUCGUCGAGAUGAAUCUCAGUCAAAUGGGCAAGGACGAGCGGCGAACACGUAUCGGGUACAAGGACCAGAUGAAGCAAAAGGCGUGCCGGCUCAUCGACCACACGGGCGCCAACCUCGACCUGCACGAAAUUGUGUGCAAUCGCGCCAAGAAGAUGUUUGCCGAGUUUCGCGACCUGCGCGAACACGUGCACCAGUUCGAGGCCGUCGUCGCCGGCUGCAUCAUUGACGCGUACCUCACCACGGGCAAGGAGAUGUACACGGCGCAGGCUGCUGUCAAAAUUGGGGCCAAGAAGCAAGGCGGCAUUGCGCAGCUGCAGCUGCCGGCGCAUAAGGCCGUCGAUGACAAGAAGCUGCAUCCGUUCAGCUGCGCCAAGUGCGGGCUCAUCUUCAACGCGAAGCGUGGCAUGCAGUUCCACUCGUGCGGCGACGACGACGCGGACAAGAAGACGAACGUGCCGACAACACUGGACCUGAAGCCGCUCGACGUGCCGGAUGAGCUGUUGCCGAUCCGCGAGAUCAAGGACAACAAGGAGUGGUUCCGCUGCCCGCUCUGCCAGCGCAUGUACACCAAGCUCGAGACGGCGAACGAACAUAUGCAGCGCCACAAGAAGCAGAGCGAGAAGCGCAAGGUGCACAUCGAGACGAGCAACAUGGACACGACGCGCCUCUCCAAGACGAGCACGCUCGCCAGCGCCAACCCGUCCGUGCAGGUCAACACGCACGAAAGCGUCCUCUUCCGCGGCAGCGGGCGCCGGCCGUGGCUCAAGCACAUACAGGAGGAGUACGAGAAGCGAACCAAGGACGAGGAAGAGAUGAAGGGCUAAUGUGUCGAUACCGCUAACAGACAGCUCUCUUCUAGCGAUGGCGUGUAUGCGUCCAUGUCGCGUUAAUACACUACUAGUACUACUAUU
Messenger RNA from Saprolegnia diclina VS20, 1526 nucleotides. RefSeq lists its product as hypothetical. Lineage: Eukaryota; Oomycota; Saprolegniomycetes; Saprolegniales; Saprolegniaceae. The transcript has 3 exons. Gene Ontology annotation, molecular function: TBP-class protein binding. The record is from RefSeq and is a predicted model, not a curated record. Bases 21 to 1439 code for a protein of 472 amino acids. Gene Ontology annotation, biological process: transcription preinitiation complex assembly; DNA-templated transcription initiation. Gene Ontology annotation, cellular component: transcription preinitiation complex; nucleus.